Molecule: messenger RNA, 968 nt
Organism: Homo sapiens (human)
Lineage: Eukaryota; Metazoa; Chordata; Mammalia; Primates; Hominidae
Gene: IMMP1L
Product: inner mitochondrial membrane peptidase subunit 1
Exons: 9
Coding region: 369-869 (166 amino acids)
Biological process (GO): proteolysis; protein maturation
Cellular component (GO): membrane; mitochondrial inner membrane; mitochondrion
Molecular function (GO): serine-type peptidase activity; serine-type endopeptidase activity
Source: RefSeq, a predicted model, not a curated record
GAAAAGUGCGCCCUACGAAAGGACGGUCGACUUCGGCGGGGCCCAGGUGAGAAAGGCCCACCUGUGUCCUGGUUGAGGGUCUCCAGGGUUCUUUGGGGCCCGAGGAUUCCUGAAAUUGUGGAUCACCCACCUAUGCUUUAAGACAUGCUUUAUUUUUUUUUUUUCUGGAAGCCCUGCAACUUCCCUAAAAAUUGAAUGAAUUGUAGAACAGACCUAUGGAAUUUCAGACCUGAACAAUCAGGUGGACAACUUCUUGUGACUUUGGGUAUUCUGAAAUUACUCAUCUUGACUCUACUGUGCCUGGAUGUAGCUGUGUGUUUUGUGUGUAUCCUGUUCAUGGCCAAUGGUGGCAGAGUCUACAUAGAACUAUGCUUCGUGGUGUUCUGGGGAAAACCUUUCGACUUGUUGGCUAUACUAUUCAAUAUGGCUGUAUAGCUCAUUGUGCUUUUGAAUACGUUGGUGGUGUUGUCAUGUGUUCUGGACCAUCAAUGGAGCCUACAAUUCAAAAUUCAGAUAUUGUCUUUGCAGAAAAUCUUAGUCGACAUUUUUAUGGUAUCCAAAGAGGUGACAUUGUGAUUGCAAAAAGCCCAAGUGAUCCAAAAUCAAAUAUUUGUAAAAGAGUAAUUGGUUUGGAAGGAGACAAAAUCCUCACCACUAGUCCAUCAGAUUUCUUUAAAAGCCAUAGUUAUGUGCCAAUGGGUCAUGUUUGGUUAGAAGGUGACAAUCUACAGAAUUCUACAGAUUCCAGGUGCUAUGGACCUAUUCCAUAUGGACUAAUAAGAGGACGAAUCUUCUUUAAGAUUUGGCCUCUGAGUGAUUUUGGAUUUUUACGUGCCAGCCCUAAUGGCCACAGAUUUUCUGAUGAUUAGUAAGCAUUUAUUCUUUUGACUUGAUUAUUGUCUCCUUUUCAUGUGAAUUUAUUACUCCCGUUGAAACCGUGUACUUACCAAUAAACUAUUUGCUAUUCA